AUGGAGGAGGCGGAUCAACUUUUCCGCGGCUCUGGAAACGAUCUCUCGAUAGAAGAGCCGAUGGAUCCUCACAAUGUCACCACUCCGACCGCGACAUCGAGUCUUCCGACGUCAUCUACCACGCAUCUACCCCCGGACUCGGAGCUCGUCGCAUCUCUACCAGUUUACUUGAGCAAAUCACUGCUCGGCGACUCGUCACUCCACGUCUUCCAAUAUCCUAUCUAUCCACGAGACAGGCCACUACCUGUUCCUUACUCAGCAGCUGCACGAGGCCUCAAAGUGUCGAGCCGAUGGCGACCACGCGCUAAUCGUGUGGAGGUUGAACUGCCGCUGGAUGUUCGAGAGGAAGUCUACAAUGCGGAUCGAGGUAUCGAGUUUGGAGCGGGAGCCGAAGUGUUGGCUCAAAAACAGGCACGAGCAGAUGCUGCGCAUGGAGGCUCCACAACAAGCCAAGCUGCCGUAUCCAGCAGCAAAAGUCGUAUCAAACAAGAGCAGGAUCAUGAAGCACAGGCGAAUCGAGGACCCAAGAAGCUCGAGAAAAUCAAGCUGGAGAGCACUCAAGUUCCGAAUGCCACUGAAUACAUGGUGGGCGUCAUUCGAGAUCAGGCACUCCAUCUCACCCGUCUCGAAUCCAUCGUCCAACUGCGACCUUCGAUGAACUACCUCGAUGCGCUCGACGAGGCGCGCGAGGCAGAAAAGCGUCGAGAUCGCGCUGCCAUGGCGGGCGAAUUUGACUCGGAUGAAGAGGACGAAGACGAACUGAUCGAGAUGGAAGCACCAGGCGAAGGGUCAUCUCGCUCGAAAUCGGCCAAAAAGGAUGCCAAGAAACCUACGGCGCAAACGCUUAGCGUUGCUCUUCGAACCGACCCGAACGCUAAAAAGGGUGGAGGAAUGGGGAUCGGCGGUGGAGGCUCGAGUGAAGCACGCGACAUGCUCAUGGCAGCACAGCGAGAAGCAGAUGCCGAACGCUGGAUCGAUCUAGAAUGGAGGGACGAAGGCUCUCAUGAGGCGCAACAGGUAUUUGAUACACAGCUGUUUGCUAGUAGCAAAACUGCUUUGACUUGUCAUACCAAGCCCCGAGAUUAUCUCUUACAUGCCCUUCCCUGA
Molecule: messenger RNA, 1107 nt
Organism: Mycosarcoma maydis (corn smut)
Lineage: Eukaryota; Fungi; Basidiomycota; Ustilaginomycetes; Ustilaginales
Exons: 1
Coding region: 1-1107 (368 amino acids)
Biological process (GO): DNA-templated transcription
Cellular component (GO): nucleus; RNA polymerase III complex
Source: RefSeq, a predicted model, not a curated record